Fusarium tjaetaba is the source of this 642-nucleotide messenger RNA. RefSeq names its product nucleotide exchange factor Fes1. The record is from RefSeq and is a predicted model, not a curated record. NCBI's taxonomy places the organism in Eukaryota, Fungi, Ascomycota, Sordariomycetes, Hypocreales, Nectriaceae. The coding region runs from base 1 to 642 and encodes 213 amino acids. The transcript has a single exon. Gene Ontology annotation, molecular function: protein binding.
AUGGAUGACAAGCGACUCAACGAACUCCUUAAAUGGAGUAUCGAGCAAUCAGACGCUACCAGAAAUGACCCUGAUGCCCCAGCUCCCACCACACAGCUCACACCAGAACUCAUGGCAUCGCUCAUGGGCGGUCCUUCUGACGCCGACCUGAUGAAGGCCUCUAUGGACAUUAUCACAUCGGACGAUGCUGAGCAGGUCUCUCUUGACGAUAAACUCAUCGCCUUUGACAACUUUGAGCAGCUUAUUGAGGGUCUCGACAAUGCAAACAAUAUCGCAAAUCUCAGCCUGUGGACCCCACUACUCGACCAGCUCAAGCAUGACGAGCGAGAGAUGCGCAAGAUGGCGGCCUGGUGUGUGGGCACCGCUGUACAGAACAACGAGCGCACCCAGGAGCGUCUGCUCGCUAUGGGGGGGCUUCCACUCCUUGUAAACCUAGCGACCCAGGAGGAUGAGCAUAACGACGUUCGUCGCAAGGCCGUAUAUGCGCUGAGCUCAGCGGUGCGCAACUAUCAACCAGCGAUGGACCUCUUUGCCGAUGAAAUGACCAAGAGGGGUCACAAGACUGACAAGGUCGAUGCCACAAGCAUGGAGGCUGUCGACGAGGUGGUCAACGGAUUACGCGAGAAAAUCGGCAAGGCUUGA